AAAAUUUGUAAAAAAAUGUAAAAUAACGAAAAUUUUAAUUUGUAUGCUUUUGGAACUUUCCCAUACUUUUACUUUUUUGGACAUAGUUUGGAGUAGAAAUAUCUAAAGUAUGCCACCAUGCCUAGUACCUCAUCAAAUUUAAAAGAUAACACUACCCUUGUGAAUAAUAACACCACCACUGGCCUGUUACAAACUAUACAAGUUUUAAAACAAGAUCUCAACCACACACGAGAUGAAAAAAAUCAAAUAGCUAAUCAACUGUCAUGUCUUAUUUCACUUGUUAAAAGAUCAUGGAUGGGUGAUAAUGUAGCUCUGUUUCAUGUAGCAAACAUCAUAGGAAUGCCAGUCCCAGCUGAAGCACAAGAAAUUGAAGAUCAAAACAACCCACAGACUAGAGCCAAGAUGAAUUGGGAGAGACUGUCAUUACGUUUAUUAGAUAGAGAAUAUCAGGCAGUACAAGAAGAAAUAAAAGAACGUCAACAACAUUAUAUAAACUAUAGAGAGGUCUACAUGGAUGAAAUACUCAACUCUCAUCAAGAACAGAUGGCUCAGUUAACUCUACAUAAAAACUCCACCAAUUCUUUACAAAAUGUAGAUAAACAAUUUAUGAAAAGUUUUAAGCCUAACAGUCGACCACCAACAGGUAAAAUAAGGAAAUGUCCAUCAGCAGCUAAAAGACCAGGUAAAAUAGCAGAAGAUAUUGUUGAUAAAGUUGAUAUUGGACUGGGUAAUUUAUUAUUUACUGGUAAUCCUGAAUCAGUGUCUCGUCAACAAAACACAGCAGACUAUCAUAAAAGAGGAUCAAUAAGUGAAUGUAUCCAGAAUGAAGAGAAAUCUAAUGGACAAUAUGAUGAUUCUCAAAGAUAUUCUAAAACCAAUCUGUUUGACACUAAAGAUGCUUUUGGUUCCAAAGCUUUCCAGAAGAAAAAACGUCCAUGUAGUGCUAGUGAACUUCGUGAGAAAGACAAGCUACGUUCCAGACCUAAAAGUGCAAUAACAGGAUUAAAGUCUGGUAAAAGUGAGCGUUCAAUAAAAUAUGAAGUAACCAGACCUGUUUCGGGGAAACCUAGUGCUAAAACAACCCCUGAUAGACGAGGUUCUCUACAGGACACUAGACAGAACAGAAACAGCAUUGCUGACGAAUCCUUGCUCAUUCAACAAGAAAAAGCCAAAUCUGAACUGAAAUCCAGAAUCAAAUCAGCUACUCAAAGACCACGAGAUAUAGAUACUUUCGCAGAGGAAGUAAAGACCAUUAAUGACAUGGAAAAUAGAUUUAAACAGAAUGCUGUUGAUUUACAGAAAAAAUUGGGUAUUAAUAGAGGCAUGAUAUAUUAA
Molecule: messenger RNA, 1335 nt
Organism: Lottia gigantea (owl limpet)
Lineage: Eukaryota; Metazoa; Mollusca; Gastropoda; Lottiidae
Exons: 9
Coding region: 118-1335 (405 amino acids)
Source: RefSeq, a predicted model, not a curated record